AUUCCAGGAAGUUUGCAUAGCUCCCUGGACUUCUGCUUUGCACUGCCCUGCAGGAGUGGGUGGGGAAAGGAAGUGGCUUUGAGGCACACAGAGGGGCUUGUUGAGGCCACCGGAGGAAGCUUCUGCCACCAAUAUGGGACCUGUGCCCAGCCUACCAGAAGAGAGCAUCUGAAAACAUGUAUCGACAUGGUAACCCCUCUGCUUGAAGCCUCACAUGGCUCCCUAUUGCCUUGGUGCUGAACACCCUAUGGCUGACCGUGGCCCAGCCUCUGCAACAGCUCUGCCUCCUCUCCAGUGGUGAAGACCCAGCCUGCUGAGACUCCUCCUGCAGUUCCUCAACAUGCCUGCAUUUCUGCUGCCUCAGGGCCUUUGCGAAGGUUGUUCCUUGUAACUGGAAUGCCCUUCCAUCCCUUUUUUAUUCAAAAGGCUGCAAUUUUAAUUGAAGAAAGUUCCCUUCCAAGGUUCAUGAGUUGCCUGACUUGCCCACCGGUUUCCUGCAAGAUCCCUUGGCCUGGCACUUAGUGCUCAGGAAAUAUUUGGUGAUGGGCCAACUGAGUGAGAAGGUGGGAUCUGGUGGGAAGGAAAGCGGAAAGGUAGAAAUUCUGCUCACUUCCUCAUUCCCACCUCCCAAGGAACCCCUGGUGUCCCUGUGGAACCCGCUUUGGGAACCGGUGGUUCAGGUCAGCCUUUUCACUUUGUACUCAAAGCCACAUCGCAUUGAAGCCACAGGUGGGGCAAGGUCAUGCAUGACCUGAGUCUCCAAAUCCCUUCACCCUGUUUGGUUCUGCAACGGGGAUUAGGGGAGCCCCACGAUUUGUUUUCAAAGGAUGUCCGGGCUCCAGGACAGGAUGCCCUGGGUCACCUGAUGACAGGUGUGGUGGUUGGAAAGGGCCUGGUUUCAGCUCCGGGUACACUUCCUCCUUCCUUCUGCUGCGUGGUGUGGCCUCUUCCACGUCCUCAGAAUCCAGCUGUUACUCCGUCCGCGGCCUCUCAGCUCUAGGGCCCUCUGCACACUGGCCCCCCCAGAGCUCUGCGGUAGAAUCCCGUGCCCCCCGACCCCAUCAGCAGCCUACACCCCUUCAUCCUUCCUGGCCCCGGAUUUUCUCUGCCUCUGCCACUCCCGGUGGUAAAAGAGGGCUUAGAAUGCGGUUUGCUUUCUGGCUUUGUUUUUUUGCAUCCUGAUCUUUGUGGCGUGGAUCGAUCAUUUUCCAGGGAAAGUACCUUGGUGUCACGGGCAUCCAGACGGGAUCCAGUGCAUCCUCUUUUAGAAGAAAGGCCUGUCUCCAGAUCCCCGAGUCCCUCUAGCAUCUCCCAGAAGGUGUCAGACGCAGCAGUGUCCAGGGAGCGGCAGCAGCAGAGUCAUGGGUUCAAGCCUCGACUCAGGGGCACUGGGGGGCAUUUAUGAUCGGCUGUGUCUUCUCUCCAGAUUGAGGAAGAGUCUGGGGACACACCAGAAAAGGACAGGAUCAAGAUACUCUGACCCAUGGAUCCCCUGGGCCCGGCCAAGCCACAGUGGUCGUGGCGCUGCUGUCUGACCACGCUGCUGUUUCAGCUGCUGAUGGCUGUGUGUUUCUUCUCCUAUCUGCGUGUGUCUCAAGACGAUCCCACUGUGUACCCUAAUGGGUCCCGCUUCCCAGACAGCACAGGGACCCCCGCCCACUCCAUCCCCCUGAUCCUGCUGUGGACGUGGCCUUUUAACAAACCCAUAGCUCUGCCCCGCUGCUCAGAGAUGGUGCCUGGCACGGCUGACUGCAACAUCACUGCCGACCGCAAGGUGUAUCCACAGGCAGACGCGGUCAUCGUGCACCACCGAGAGGUCAUGUACAACCCCAGUGCCCAGCUCCCACGCUCCCCGAGGCGGCAGGGGCAGCGAUGGAUCUGGUUCAGCAUGGAGUCCCCAAGCCACUGCUGGCAGCUGAAAGCCAUGGACGGAUACUUCAAUCUCACCAUGUCCUACCGCAGCGACUCCGACAUCUUCACGCCCUACGGCUGGCUGGAGCCGUGGUCCGGCCAGCCUGCCCACCCACCGCUCAACCUCUCGGCCAAGACCGAGCUGGUGGCCUGGGCAGUGUCCAACUGGGGGCCAAACUCCGCCAGGGUGCGCUACUACCAGAGCCUGCAGGCCCAUCUCAAGGUGGACGUGUACGGACGCUCCCACAAGCCCCUGCCCCAGGGAACCAUGAUGGAGACGCUGUCCCGGUACAAGUUCUAUCUGGCCUUCGAGAACUCCUUGCACCCCGACUACAUCACCGAGAAGCUGUGGAGGAACGCCCUGGAGGCCUGGGCCGUGCCCGUGGUGCUGGGCCCCAGCAGAAGCAACUACGAGAGGUUCCUGCCACCCGACGCCUUCAUCCACGUGGACGACUUCCAGAGCCCCAAGGACCUGGCCCGGUACCUGCAGGAGCUGGACAAGGACCACGCCCGCUACCUGAGCUACUUUCGCUGGCGGGAGACGCUGCGGCCUCGCUCCUUCAGCUGGGCACUCGCUUUCUGCAAGGCCUGCUGGAAACUGCAGGAGGAAUCCAGGUACCAGACACGCGGCAUAGCGGCUUGGUUCACCUGAGAGGCUGGUGUGGGGCCUGGGCUGCCAGGAACCUCAUUUUCCUGGGGCCUCACCUGAGUGGGGGCCUCAUCUACCUAAGGACUCGUUUGCCUGAAGCUUCACCUGCCUGAGGACUCACCUGCCUGGGACGGUCACCUGUUGCAGCUUCACCUGCCUGGGGAUUCACCUACCUGGGUCCUCACUUUCCUGGGGCCUCACCUGCUGGAGUCUUCGGUGGCCAGGUAUGUCCCUUACCUGGGAUUUCACAUGCUGGCUUCCAGGAGCGUCCCCUGCGGAAGCCUGGCCUGCUGGGGAUGUCUCCUGGGGACUUUGCCUACUGGGGACCUCGGCUGUUGGGGACUUUACCUGCUGGGACCUGCUCCCAGAGACCUUCCACACUGAAUCUCACCUGCUAGGAGCCUCACCUGCUGGGGACCUCACCCUGGAGGGCACUGGGCCCUGGGAACUGGCACCCAUGGGGCCCCACCCAUGAGUGAUGGUUCUGGCUGAUUUGUUUGUGAUGUUGUUAGCCGCCUGUGAGGGGUGCAGAGAGAUAAUCACCGCACCGUUUCCAGAUGUAAUACUGCAAAGAAAACCGAUGAUGAGGCCGGGUGCGGUGGCUCACACCUGUAAUCCCAGCACUUUGGGAGGCCGAGGCAGGCGGAUCACAAGGUCAGGAGAUCGAGACCAUCCUGGCCAAUAUGGUGAAACCCGUCUCUACUAAAAAUACAAAAAUUUGCCGGGCGUGGUGGUGCAUGCCUGUAAUCCCAGCUACUUGGGAAGCUGAGGCAGGAGAAUCGCUUGAACCAGAGAGUCGGAGGUUGCAGUAAGCCGAGAUCGCGCCACUGCACUCCAGCCUGGCGACAGAGCGAGACUCUGUCUCAAAAAAAAAAAAAAAAAAAAAAAAAAUUAGCUGGGUGCGGUGGCCGGUGCCUGUAAUCCCAGCUACCCAGGUGGCUGAGACACAAGAAUCGCUUGAACCCAGGAGGCAGAUGUUGUAGGGAGCCAUGAUCGCACCACUGCACUCCAACCUGGGCGACACAGUGAGACUGUCUCAAGAAAAAAAAAAAAAGGGGGGAGUGUCCCUUUCUGAGUGUGCAA
Homo sapiens (human) is the source of this 3643-nucleotide messenger RNA. RefSeq names its product fucosyltransferase 6 (gene FUT6). Gene Ontology annotation, biological process: oligosaccharide biosynthetic process; sphingolipid metabolic process; glycoprotein biosynthetic process. The transcript is spliced from 5 exons. Gene Ontology annotation, cellular component: extracellular region; Golgi cisterna membrane; Golgi apparatus. NCBI's taxonomy places the organism in Eukaryota, Metazoa, Chordata, Mammalia, Primates, Hominidae. Gene Ontology annotation, molecular function: fucosyltransferase activity; 4-galactosyl-N-acetylglucosaminide 3-alpha-L-fucosyltransferase activity. The coding region runs from base 1484 to 2563 and encodes 359 amino acids. The record is from RefSeq and is a predicted model, not a curated record.